ACGGCAGCGCCGCCCGCGCCAGGGAACAGCUCGCGAUGGCUUGUUCCGUGGUGCUCGAGCGCCUCCGCGGCGACGCGACUGUUCACGGUGGAGGCAAACCAUAUGGCUGCGAUUACUGUGGCAAGCAUUUCGGAAAUAAAUAUAUUUUAAGGAAUCACAUAUUAAACACACAUUUGUCGAUCGGACAGAAACCAUUUGCUUGCGAUUUUUGUAGUUCUACGUUUUGUACCGAAUCGCUUGUAACAGAUCACGAGAAGAGCGAACACGGUGUUACAAAUUUCAUGUGUGCUGAAUGUGAGUAUACAACAAGUUCCAAGAAAAGUUUGGAGACUCAUUUAAAGAGUCACUCUUUGGAGAAUAAGUUAAAUUGUAGUCACUGUAGUUACACAAGUUCGUGUAAAAGUGAUUUACACAAACACCAAACAAUACACAUGGCUGGAGAGCCUUUAAAGUGCAGUGACUGCGAUUUCAAAUGCAGUGUCGAAUCAAACCUGAGACGUCACCAGCAGACGCACAACCGGAGGGACCAGAGAAUACUCACUGGAAAACAGCUUUACAAAUGUAGUAAGUCUAGGUCAGUCUUACGAAAACAUGACAGGACACAUACUAGGGCGAAGCCAUUGCAAUGUAGCCAGUGUGAUUAUAAAUGCGCUCAGAAAGGAAACUUAAAAAGACACCAGAGGAUACACACUGGAGAAAAACCUUAUAAAUGUAGUCAUUGCGACUACAAGUGUAGUGUUAGUUCUAAUUUACGAGAUCAUGAAAGGACACACGCUGACGAGAAGCCUUUUCAGUGUAGCCAGUGUGAUUACAAAUGCAUUCAGAAAUCAUAUUUAAAAAAACACGAGAGGAUACAUACAUGCGAGAAGCCUUUUCAGUGUAGCCAGUGUGAUUACAAAUGCAUUCAGAAAUCAUAUUUAAAAAAACACGAGAGGAUACAUAUAUGCGAGAAGCCUUUUCAGUGUUGUCACUGUAAUUAUAAAUGCAGACUGAUAUCACAUUUAAAAAUACACGAGAUGACACACACUGGGGAACAGCCUUACAAAUGCAGACAUUGUGACUACAAGUGCAGUCAGAGUUCAAACUUACGAUACCACGAAAUGACACAUACUGGCGAGAAGCCUUUUCAGUGUAGCCACUGUGAUUAUAAAUGCAGUCGGAAAUCAUAUUUAAAAAUACACCAGAAGACACAUACUGGCGAGAAGCCUUUUCAGUGUAGCCAAUGUAAUUAUAAAUGCAUUCGGAAAUCACAUUUAAAAAUACACCAGAGGACACACACUGGCGAGAAGUCUUUUCAGUGUAGCUACUGUAAUUAUAAAUGCAGGCUGAUAUCACAUUUAAAAAUACACCAGAGGACACACACUGGAGAACAGCCUUACAAAUGCAAACAUUGUGACUACAAGUGCAGUGAUAGUUCUGCCUUACGAAUACAUGAAAGGACACAUACUGGCGAGAAGCUUUUUCAGUGUAGCCAAUGUGUUUACAAAUGUAGUAAUAAAUCAAAUUUAAAAAUACACCAGAUGUCACACACUGGCGAGAAGCCUUUUCAGUGUAGCCACUGUAAUUAUAAAUGCAAGAUUAAAUCACAUUUGAAAACGCACCAGAUGACACAUACUGGCGAGAAACCUUUCCAUUGUACCCAAUGUAAUUAUAAAUGCAUUCGGAAAUCAAAUUUAAAAAUACACCAGAGGACACACACUGGCGAGAAGCCUUUUCAGUGUAGCCAAUGUAAUUAUAAAUGCAGCCUGAAAUCACAUUUAAAAACACACCAGAUGUCACACACUAGCGAGAAGCCUUUUCAAUGUAGUCACUGUAAUUAUAAAUGCAGACUGAAAGCUCAUUUAAAAAUACACGAGAAGAAACACACUGGAGAACAGCCUUACAAAUGCAGACAUUGUGACUACAUUAGCAGUGAUAGUUCAGCCUUACGAAUACAUGAAAGGACACAUACUGCCGAGAAGCCUUUUCAGUGUAGCCACUGUGAUUAUAAAUGCAGUCAGAAAUCAAAUUUAAAAAUACACCAGAUGUCACAUACUGGCGAGAAGCCUUUUCUGUGUAGCCACUGUGAUUAUAAAUGCAGGCAGAUAUCACAUUUAAAAAUACACGAGAGGACGCACACUGGAGAACAGCCUUACACAUGCAGACAUUGUGACUACAAGUGCAGUCAGAGUUCAAACUUACGAUACCACGAAAUGACACAUACUGGGGAGAAGCCUUUUCAGUGUAGACACUGUGAUUAUAAAUGCAGGCUGAAAUCACAUUUAAAAAUACACGAGAGGACACACACUAGGUAAACAGUCAUUGUGAUAAAUCAACCCAACGAUGUCACCAGAAGACGCUUGGGCCAAAGCUUAAAACGCAGCAACAGCGACUACAAGAGCGGCCUGCAGUGCAACAGCACCUGCGAAGACGAUACACACGGGAGAGAAGCCUUAUAGGGAACGGUCGGGUUGGAGGCGAUGCCACAUUUUGACCUAAAUUUGUGUAUUUAAUUAGUUUUAGUUAAGUUUUAAGUUAGGUCAACGCUGAAAAUCAAGGCUAUGCCGUGGGAAUCCGGUUUAGGGUAUUUUUUGUGUAAUAGUUACUCGUAUGUCAUUUGUCGAAUGUUAUACAAAUUGUAUUAAAGGAAUGUAUAAUGUAUUUCUUUUUUUCUUAAAUCGGAAAGUUAAACCUGACAUUGACACUUGACGGCAAUAAGCAGGCGGCUCCUGUGCUGCCCCCUACAGCUCACGCGCGCUCCCGUGUACUAAUGUAAUCAGUGCUAUUAUCACCAGGCAAUUUAAACAUGUUUUAGAAAAAAAAAAUACCUAAAAAUUAAAGUGGUGAAGUAUAUUCUAGUAUAUUAGUGUGGAACGUGUAGUAGUGAGUGAGCGCUGCGAGCGAAGUGGUGAGACAUGUGGCUUCCGAGCCGGGGGUCGUGGGCUCAAACUACAGACACCACCGACUUACUCGGAACUUAUAUAGAUGUUAGAAUUAGAAUUAUUUUAUUCGUAAGCACAAACAAAUGAGACAUUACAUAAGUAAUAUAAAAGAAAAUACAGAAUAAGAUUAAAGUGCCAGGAAAUGGCCUCAUCUCAGCAUGUUGCUGGCGGCUUCGAGCGCUGAUCUUCCGAUGAGACUAUCAAAUGAGAGGAACCACGGAAGGUAACAGACAAGAAGAAAAAAGCAGCUAAGUGCGAGUCAGACUCGCCCAUGAAGGGUUCCGUAGCAGCAAGUAACAAUAAAAUUGCGGUUUACGAUUUAUGACGUAUUAAAAAACUUACUAGAUCUCGUUCAAACUAAUUUUCGGUGGAAGUUUGCAUAGUAAUUAAUGUACAUCAUAUAUUUUUUUUAGUUUUAUCAUUCUCUUAUUUUAGAAGUCACAUUUUACCACUUUGGAAGUGUAUCUCGCGCAAAGUAUUCAGUUUAGAAAAAAAAAAUGAUAUUAGAAACCUCAAUAUCAUUUUUGAAGACCUAUCCAUAAAUAGUAUAAAUACCCCACACGUAUGAGUUUGAUGAAAAAAAAUUCCCAAAAAUUUAUUUAUUUUUUAUUCUAUUUUUGUGUAAAAAUCUUAAUGCGGUUCACAUAAUACAUCUACUUACCAAGUUUCAACAGUAUAGUUCUUAUAGUUUCGGAAAAAAGUGGCUGUGACAUACGGACGGACAGACAGACAUGACGAAUCUAUAAGGGUUCCGUUUUUUGCCAUUUGGCUACGGAACCCUAAAAAGACA
Molecule: messenger RNA, 3711 nt
Organism: Cydia fagiglandana
Lineage: Eukaryota; Metazoa; Arthropoda; Insecta; Lepidoptera; Tortricidae
Product: oocyte zinc finger protein XlCOF6-like
Exons: 1
Coding region: 36-2294 (752 amino acids)
Biological process (GO): regulation of transcription by RNA polymerase II
Cellular component (GO): nucleus
Molecular function (GO): DNA-binding transcription activator activity, RNA polymerase II-specific; RNA polymerase II cis-regulatory region sequence-specific DNA binding
Source: RefSeq, a predicted model, not a curated record